Frieseomelitta varia is the source of this 398-nucleotide messenger RNA. RefSeq lists its product as uncharacterized. Gene Ontology annotation, molecular function: olfactory receptor activity; odorant binding. Lineage: Eukaryota; Metazoa; Arthropoda; Insecta; Hymenoptera; Apidae. The transcript has 3 exons. Gene Ontology annotation, biological process: sensory perception of smell. Bases 86 to 385 code for a protein of 99 amino acids. Gene Ontology annotation, cellular component: membrane. The record is from RefSeq and is a predicted model, not a curated record.
UAGUAUGCAACAGGUGAUUGUCGUUUGAAUAACACGAAUUGACAACGUUAUUUGUUAUCAGAAUACUUCGUUACUGGUGAAACUCAUGUUUUCAUUCAUCGCUUUCUUCUUUCUUUUAUAUCUUUACAUGUACGCGUGGCCAGCUGAUCACAUGAAAAACAUGAGUCUAAGCAUUUCACGUAGUGUAUACGAAUUAAAGUGGUACGAUGAAACGGUAAGAAUGCAAAAGGAUCUACUGAACGUGUUGGUAUGUCAAAGCCCCUUAAAACUUUCCAUCAGUUUUCUAGUACCGGAGCUGUCUUUACGUUAUUACUGUACGUAUGUGUCCAAUGCUCUGUCCAUGUGUACCGCUCUACGUGCUAUUCUAGAUAAGAAUGUAGCAUAGCUGUAUUUAGAAA